Messenger RNA from Poecilia latipinna (sailfin molly), 2074 nucleotides. Its product is annotated as pre-mRNA 3' end processing protein WDR33-like. Bases 104 to 721 code for a protein of 205 amino acids. NCBI's taxonomy places the organism in Eukaryota, Metazoa, Chordata, Actinopteri, Cyprinodontiformes, Poeciliidae. The transcript has 4 exons. The record is from RefSeq and is a predicted model, not a curated record.
AAUACCUGGGAGUGCCUGCAGGGGGCGCCUCCUUUCUUCUUCUAUGGUUUUAUGUUUAUGUUUUAGCGGCUACUUUGAAUCAGAUCUAGGCUAGAUUCACCAGAUGGUCCCACAGCUACUGGGCUACAGGGCCACAGGGCCACAGCUACUGGGCUACAGGGCCACAGGGCCACAGCUACUGGGCUACAGGGCCACAGCUACUGGGCCACAGGGCCACAGCUACUGGGCCACAGGGCCACAGCUACUGGGCCACAGGGCCACAGGGCCACAGCUACUGGGCUACAGGGCCACAGGGCCACAGCUACUGGGCUACAGGGCCACUGGGCCACAGCUACUGGGCUACAGGGCCACUGGGCCACAGCUACUGGGCUACAGGGCCACAGGGCCACAGCUACUGGGCUACAGGGCCACAGGGCCACAGCUACUGGGCUACAGGGCCACAGCUACUGGGCCACAGGGCCACAGCUACUGGGCCACAGGGCCACAGGGCCACAGCUACUGGGCUACAGGGCCACAGGGCCACAGCUACUGGGCCACAGGGCCACUGGGCCACAGGGCCACCGGGCCACAGGGCCACAGCUACUGGGCCACAGGGCCACAGGGCCACAGGGCCACAGCUACUGGGCUACAGGGCAACAGGGCCACAGGGCCACAGCUACUGGGCCACUGCCUCCGUCCCACUGGUCCCACUGGUCCCACUGGUCCCACUGGUCCGGGAUGAGUGGGGCAUCUUCAGUGCACAGCUUUGAGGUCAGUUUAAUUCAGACGUUUUGCAGAAUAAACCUGAUUAAACUCCUGAUGGUUCAGGACAGAUUUAUUUCUGAGAUUCAGGCUCGGUUCGACUUGAGGACAGACGAAGGCUCAUCUGAGCUGAAUCGUUCUGUCUGAUAUGUGAUGACAGCAGAAUUGAUCCAACCCUGAAGGUCUCAGGUCUUCUCUGUGAUCCAUUAGUCUGGUCUGGUUCAACAGUUCUCCAGACUUCCUGAAGUUUCCUCUGAAAAGCUGCUGUUUUACUUCCUGUCCCUGUUUGGCCCUUUUUCCAGCUUUAUUAUUGUAAGUACUGUGGAGGUUCUGGUUCUGGCUCGGUUCUGUUAGCCGUCUGAUCUCCUGGAUCAGAUAAUGAAGAUGAUGAUCCAGGAGAUCAUCGUCUGAGGCAACGGGAACGUCUGCAGCAGCAGAUCUGUCUACUGGCCAUCACACGGCCGUCAGUUAGGAAAAGCAUUAAAUUUAUGCUUCUAGUUAAAAGGUGAAUGCAGAAACAAUAAAAACAUGUCGGCCAAAUGAAACAUAUUAAUCUGAGUGAAACUUGAUCCAUGUUUGGCUGAUUAAUCCUUCAUCUGCUGGCCUGGAGUUUUCACUCUAGAUAUUUGACUUCACAGAAGCUGAAUGAUUUGGCCUUUAAUGCACUUCUGCAGCAGAUCCAGCAGGAAUGUUGGUGUUUUACACACAGUCUGGUUCCAACUAAAACCUGUUUAUAUAUCUGUACAGCUUAAGUUCUGUCAUAUCCACUUAAAUAUCAGCCGUUUUAAUGAAGAGAAUAAAAUCAGCUUCUAAAAGCUCCUAGAUCUUAGAUUCUGUUUCUGUUUAGUUUUGUUUUUAGAUCGGUGCUUCAUGAGCUUCCCUACAGACAAGCAGAAUCAGUUUUCAUUCUCACAGUUUCAGCAUUUUCAUUUCUUUUUACUGAGCUAAAAGAGCUGCUUCAUUUCAGUUUAGUGAGAAGAAAACUGCUGGUGCUUCUUCACAUCACAGCUUGGAAAUGUACAAAUGUUAAUCUGAAUGUUUUUACGCUUGUAUAAGAAACUGUACAAACCUGUAGAUUUAUUUGAUAGAGAGACGGAUGGACUGUUUUUCAGAGAGGAAAGUAGAUUUUUUCCUGAAAAUGCAGCAGUAAAAUGUAUUCAACACUUUGUUCCACACGCUGGUUUUGAUCUGUUUCCUCUCCGGUCGGUAGUUUAGACGUCCAGCUCUAGAUGUUCCUCAUUAACCCGUCGAAGCUUCGCUGUUCAUUUAGUUUCAGGCUGAAGGUUUUUGUUUUUCAGAGAUUCUUCCAUUGAAUAAAAAUGUUGAAACAUGA